AAGAGGAAAACAGUUAAGAAAAAUAGAACAGUUAAAGAAGGUUCCAUUACUCUCAAGCAAAGCCUCAAAUCACAGAUUCACACAUCUCAAUCUCCAUCUCCAUCUCAUUCAAUCCAAUGCUAAUGUCUUCUGUAAAACCCUCAUUGCACACUCUCUUCUCCCUUCGUGGUUCACUCUUAACCCUCGCAAUCCUCACUCUUCUUUCAUUCACCUAUCUCUCCCUCAAAUAUUCCACCCCUUCACAACAGGUUUCAGAGUCAGUUGGGAAGCUCGUAGAUGCGGAAAGAAGAGAGGAAGAAGAAGAUGAUGAUGAAUUUGGUGAUGUUUAUCACUCGCCGCGCGUGUUCAAGUUGAAUUACGAAGAGAUGGAGAAGAAGUUCAAGGUUUAUGUUUACCCAGAUGGGGAUUCGAAAACUUUUUAUCAAACUCCGAGGAAGCUUACAGGGAAGUAUGCUAGUGAAGGUUAUUUCUUUCAGAAUAUUAGGGAGAGUCGUUUUCUUACUCUUCAUCCUGAUCAGGCUCACCUCUUUUUUAUUCCGAUUUCGUGUCACAAGAUGCGCGGCAAGGGCACGUCUUAUGAGAAUAUGACCAUAAUUGUACAAAAUUACGUGGAGAGCUUGAUAUCCAAGUAUCCAUAUUGGAACAGAACCUUGGGUGCCGAUCACUUCUUUGUCACUUGUCAUGAUGUUGGUGUAAGGGCAACAGAAGGACUUCCAUUUCUUGUGAAGAAUGCCAUUCGAGCAGUGUGCUCCCCUAGCUAUGAUGUUGGAUUCAUUCCACACAAAGAUGUUGCUCUCCCUCAAGUGUUACAACCAUUUGCUCUUCCAUCUGGAGGGAAUGAUAUAGAAAAUAGGACUACUCUGGGGUUUUGGGCUGGUCAUCGUAACUCUAAAAUUAGAGUUAUUCUUGCACGUGUAUGGGAAAACGACACAGAACUUGACAUUUCAAAUAACCGAAUUAGUAGGGCUACUGGGCAUCUAGUGUAUCAGAAAAGAUUUUACAGGAGUAAGUUUUGUAUAUGCCCUGGUGGAUCGCAGGUUAAUAGUGCUCGAAUAGCAGACUCUAUCCAUUAUGGAUGCAUACCUGUGAUAUUGUCAAAUUACUAUGACCUUCCUUUUAAUGAUAUUCUUGACUGGAGAAAAUUUGCUGUUGUACUCAAGGAGAGUGAUGUAUACCAGCUUAAACAAAUCCUCAAAAAAAUAUCUCAGGCUGAGUUUGUUGCACUUCAUAAUAAUUUAGUAAAGAUUCAGAAACACUUCCAGUGGAAUUCGCCUCCAGUGAGAUAUGAUGCUUUCCAUAUGGUUAUGUAUGAUCUCUGGUUACGCCAUCACACCAUCCAAUACUGAUACUGAUGAUAUUAAGACUCAAUCUUGUUUUGUAUACACCUUUUCUUAUACUUCAGUUUUAGUAACCCAGAGAGGCACUGUAAAUAACUACGUUAGAGUUUUGUAUGUAACAGAAUCUGGUUUUUCAAUAUUCUUCCAUCCUCAA
Molecule: messenger RNA, 1491 nt
Organism: Cicer arietinum (chickpea)
Lineage: Eukaryota; Viridiplantae; Streptophyta; Magnoliopsida; Fabales; Fabaceae
Product: probable glycosyltransferase At5g03795
Molecular function (GO): glycosyltransferase activity
Source: RefSeq, a predicted model, not a curated record